GAAGGAACCUCCAACGUGCCCAGUUGCUCUGAGCUGCCGAUGGUUUGAGUGGAGUUUUUCGUCAGAUUUCGGUUCUUCAAAGGAGAUUGGUACGAAAAUGCUAAAGGCUGUUUUUUCCAAGGGAUUGACACAGUCAUCUUCUGCCAGAUUAUGCCAGAGAUGUUGGGGAGAAGUAUUACCAGGGGUUGCACUGGUGCAGAGCAGAGGUCUGCGAUCGAGGGAGGGGGCACUUCCCACAGCAGGCCGGCGCUUUCGACUGCCACAGUAUACCAAGGUUGAGGUGGAGCCAGUUUACCCAGAAGGCACUGUACAUGAGGAGCUACUUGUAUCUAUGAAGGGCUAUGACAUGUGCAGUGUGGAGCAUUACCUGCAGUUCCUACACAGACUCGCAAAGAAAUGGAAAAUUAAGGUUUCAGAAAGCUAUGCCCUCCCGACUCGGAAGAUAGACAUACGUCAUCUUGAGACAGCCAGUCGCCACAAGACCUUCUCAGAAGCCACACUCAGUCUCCACGAGAGAGUCUUAAAGUUGAAGAAUGUGACCUCCACACAAGUCCCCUUACUGAUGGAGGUGCUGAGGUCCCACCAGCCUGUCGGUCUCACCUUAAGUAUCAAAGAGCCAACUGAAGAUGAUGAGAUGGUCAGAUUCAAGAAGAACAAAGAGCUGGAGGAACUUCUGGAAACUCAGAGUCAAAUGCGGAAGUAGAGGUCCUGCCUGCAGAUCUGGUGCAGGUAGUUUAUGUGUAAUUAUUGGAAUGCCCAAACUGUAAAAUACAAUGUAAGCCAAGUGAUGGACUAGCUCACUUUGAUAUUUCAUCAUGAAUUGAAUAGAAGCAAAAGAACAAAAAUGCCUACUAUACUCAUAAUUUUUCCAUUUUUUCUCUUUAAUCUUUAAUUUGAAUUCUACAUGGCCAUUCAAAUGGUUUACAACAUUGAGUACACUACAGGAAAGCUACCAUUACAACAUGCAUACAAGAGCUUCUGAUGCUGGGUCUGCAUAAUUCAUUGUGUAAGGCACAUGCCUGUUCAAUGGAAUUGGUACAGUGUAUGUUACUAUUACAUAUAAGCAACGCUAGCCAACUACACAGUAACUUAUUUGCAAACAGACAGUACCUUUCUUAAGGAUUUUUUAAUGUUCCUAAUCCUACAUUUGAACAAUUUAUAAGAGUGGGUGUUAGUAUUAGUCAAAAUAAUGUGGAUUGGACUAGCCCUCUUGGAGUUAUCACGCAAUAUCAUUUGUAUGUAACAACUAAUGUCAACAAAAUAGGAAAAUGAAUGAUACAUUUUGUACUUAAAUGCACAGGAUGAUCACGACAUGAAGUCAGCAGUAUUGCAAUUCAUUGUGAGCAUUUGAAUUAAAAUCUACCAUACUUUUGAAGUGGUUUUACUUCGUAGUAAAGUACAUUUUAUGGUGCCUUAAAUUCACAGUUGAAACAAUUCUGUAGUACAGUAGUCAUACAUUGGGGUUUAAAGGACAUUAUGCUACUUGAAGAUAAAAAAAAGUUUGAAAAUUGAAGUUAUUGCUAUAAAUGUACAACAUCCAACCUUGAUGUACAUAGAGGAUACUUAAAGAGUGGCAGUGACCAAGAUUCUACCACUGUACAUAUGCAUACAUGACAAUUCAUACUGGCUA
Branchiostoma belcheri (Belcher's lancelet) is the source of this 1630-nucleotide messenger RNA. RefSeq names its product 39S ribosomal protein L48, mitochondrial-like. Gene Ontology annotation, cellular component: mitochondrial ribosome. Lineage: Eukaryota; Metazoa; Chordata; Leptocardii; Amphioxiformes; Branchiostomatidae. The coding region runs from base 98 to 703 and encodes 201 amino acids. The record is from RefSeq and is a predicted model, not a curated record. The transcript is spliced from 8 exons.